GGGCGCAGCGGCGGCGCAGCUUUUGACGCGUCUGUGUUAUGAGACGCACGUUGUCAGGUAUCUUUGCACAACGUGUGUUUUUCCAGCAGGGGUGACACGAGCUGUCCGAGUAGUGAAGCGGGGACCCCUCCGCGGCUCUUCGGCUGAUUCAAGAAUAAAGAGACACAACUUGAGCGAAACUAAGAAUGUUUCCAGCGAGCAGAUACUCGAGUAAAGCCCACAGGUGCAUCCGGGCACUGAGGACGGCCCAGGGAGAGCAUGCUGCCCCUCCGCUGUACACGACACUCAACAGACGGGCGUGCUCUUCGGUGUCAACACCCCGCAUCACCACACACUACACCAUCCAUUCCCGGGAUAAAGAUCCAAGAUGGGAAGGGAUCGAAAUGGAGAGGUUUGCCGACGAGGCCGAUGUGGUGAUCGUAGGCGGGGGCCCCGCCGGCCUUUCGGCAGCCAUUCGCCUGAAGCAGCUCGCCAAUGAACACGAGAAGGAGCUGCGAGUGUGCCUCGUGGAGAAGGCCUCUCAGAUCGGAGCACACACCCUGUCAGGAGCCUGUCUGGAGCCCACUGCCCUGAACGAACUCUUUCCAGAUUGGAAGGAGCGAGGGGCACCUUUGAACACCCCCGUGACUGAAGACGUAUUCAGCAUUUUAACGGAGAAAUACAGAAUCCCCAUCCCCAUUUUGCCAGGUCUGCCCAUGGGGAACCACGGCAACUACAUCGUGAGGCUGGGCAACUUUGUGCGCUGGCUCGGGGAGCAGGCCGAGGAGCUGGGAGUGGAGCUGUACCCCGGCUACGCUGCAGCGGAGGUUUUGUUUCACGAAGACGGAAGUGUGAAAGGAAUUGCCACCAAUGAUGUCGGCAUCGCCAAAGACGGCUCACCGAAGGAUGUCUUUGAGCGAGGGAUGGAGCUCCACGCUAAAGUCACCAUGUUCGGAGAGGGCUGCCACGGGCACCUGGCCAAGCAGCUCUACAAGCGGUUCAACCUGCGGGAGAACUGUGAACCCCAGACCUACGCCAUCGGCCUGAAGGAGGUGUGGACGAUUGACGAGAAGAAGUGGCGUCCCGGCCGAACGGAGCACUCCGUGGGCUGGCCCCUGAACAGACGCACGUACGGGGGGUCCUUCCUGUACCACCUGAACGAGGGCGAGCCGCUGGUGGCGUUGGGCUUCGUGGUGGGUCUGGACUACAGCAACCCGUACCUGAACCCCUUCGGGGAGUUCCAGCGCUGGAAGCAUCAUCCCUUCGUGGCCGCCACGCUGGAGGGCGGCACCAGGAUCGCGUACGGCGCCCGAGCUCUGAACGAAGGCGGGUCGCAGUCCAUCCCCAAGCUGACGUUCCCCGGAGGGCUUCUGAUCGGCUGCAGCCCCGGGUUCAUGAACGUGCCGAAGAUCAAAGGGACCCACACGGCGAUGAAGAGCGGCAUGCUGGCCGCCGAGGCCGUGUUCCCCAAAGUCACCGCCGAGAGCCCGGAGUCGGAGACGGCAGGCCUCCACGCGCCCGAGUACGCCGACACUCUGAAGAACUCGUGGGUGUGGAAAGAGCUUCGCUCGGUCCGAAACAUCCGGCCGUCCUUCCACAAUUACUUUGGCCUGUACGGCGGCAUGGUCUACACCGGGGUCUUCUACUGGAUCUUCAGAGGCAAAGAGCCCUGGACACUCAAACACUGUGGCCUCGACGCAAACCAGCUGAAACCGGCCAAAGAGUGCACCCCGAUCGAAUACCCGAAGCCCGACGGCAAGCUGAGCUUCGACCUGCUGUCCUCGGUGGCCCUGAGCGGCACCAACCACGAGGGGGACCAGCCCGCCCACCUGACCCUAAAGAGCGACAGCGUCCCGGUCCAAAGGAACCUGGCCAUAUACGACGGACCCGAGCAGCGCUUCUGCCCCGCGGGUGUGUACGAGUACGUUCCCCUGGAAACGGGGGACGGGAUGAGGCUGCAGAUAAACGCUCAGAACUGCGUCCACUGCAUGACCUGCGACAUCAAGGACCCGAGCCAGAACAUCAACUGGGUCGUGCCCGAGGGCGGCGGAGGACCGGCCUACAACGGAUUGUGAACAUUGUCUUUUUAAGAAAUAUUAUUAUUAUUGCCUCUCAAGAACUGACGGCAGCGUGCGUUCAGGGGUCGCAGGACUUUUCAGUUAUGGCCAUCAAGCCCGAGUACGGAAGACUGACUUUAUAGGUUUGCUCCGAAAAGCAAGGAUAUUAAAAAUGUAUUCGGUUCUACUAGUUGGUUAGUUUUAAGUGAGGCACAGGAGUUCUGAGAGCUAAUGGACCAUAUAAGAAUGAAAAGAGGUCAGUUUCAAUUUUAUUUUGCAUCACUGCUGUAAAAUCCACUAUGAGCAUGUUUCAAAAUAAAGUGUCUUCCUUUUUAUUUUUGAAGUAGUUUUAAACAGUUAAUUUAUUCCUUCGAGAUUUUUCUGUAAAUGAUCGAGCCGUUCUCAAAUGAAGGUUUAUAUCAGCAUUUAUUCUAGGUACGUCUGGACAGCAUUUCAUCCACAGCAUAUUGUACAUUAAAUGAAAACAUCACAGAAAUGAAUAAUAAAGAACUCUUGAAAUGUU
Messenger RNA from Pseudoliparis swirei, 2559 nucleotides. It is a transcript of the gene etfdh, whose product is annotated as electron transfer flavoprotein dehydrogenase. The transcript has 13 exons. Gene Ontology annotation, cellular component: mitochondrial inner membrane. Gene Ontology annotation, molecular function: electron-transferring-flavoprotein dehydrogenase activity; iron-sulfur cluster binding. Gene Ontology annotation, biological process: electron transport chain. Lineage: Eukaryota; Metazoa; Chordata; Actinopteri; Perciformes; Liparidae. The record is from RefSeq and is a predicted model, not a curated record. The coding region runs from base 186 to 2054 and encodes 622 amino acids.